GAGAUGUUGGUGUCACAAAACACAAAAAUGAUAUCGCCUAUCAUUUCCCAGCUGAUUGGUGAGAGGAAAUCAAUGGAAAAUGGAGCCCUGCUGCCUCUGCCACAAGCAAUCGGUCAGCCUCAACUGUGUCCCCCAAAGCCAGCUUCUGCCAGGCACAGCGAAGUGAACAUGUACAGGUCAUUUGCUCCAGACAGUCUGGGAAUUCUGACUCCAUCAGAUGAGCAAGGACUAGAGACAGAACCACUGUCCACAGGGGACAACCUGGGCAGAGGUCCCCACAGAGGGUUCUCAUCUAUCACCAUCACGGCACGACGUGUGGGCCCUCCGGCCAACUCCUUGGUAUGGGACACUGUUAGGGACUCACUAUGUCCCAAUUGCAGGGCCAAGGAUGCUUUGCUCCAAGACCCCCCAGCUCUGGCCAGUGGUACCCAUCUAUGUCAGCACAGCGGAUCCUUCACCUGUACAGAGUUCCCCAGCAGUGGUUCCAUAGAGGGGAUGAAGGUACCCCAGGCUCAUACGAGGCUGUGUGCGAGGCAGGAGUACUGGAUCUCCCACAUGGGUGACAAAGAGGACAGUGUUUCUUCAGACAGUUCACCAUCAAGAAAAGUGCCACUGGUGUUCAGCUCAUGUGUCCACCUCCGGGUGUCUCAGCAGUGUCCCAAUGCCAUUUACUAUUUGGACAAAUCGCUUUCCGUCCCGCUUGAGCAACCUCAGAUUGCUAGCCCCAAAGUCCACAGGUCUGUCCUGUCUCUCAGCCUCCGCUGUAGUUCCCACAGGUUAACAGCAGAUGGCGUAGACAGCACAGCUAAUGGCGAACCAAUCAGCAGAGCCCUGCCGCAGGAGCUCCUGGAGGGAAAGCAGGACCUCCUAGGUCCACAAUUGGGCCAGCCGCAGGAAGGUCACUGGAAGGAGAGCCCAGCAUUGGUGCCAGUACAUUUGGGGAGUGGCACGUGCCCUCGGACUAGCUCCCCUCCCCUGGAAAAAGUCAAAUUUGCAGAUGUGAGAAGGAACCAGGUCCCAGUAAGAAAAGAGAAAGAAGAGCUUACAACGUGUACCACUAGCAGCCAUGCCGACCAACUCUCCAUCCAUAUUCCCGGCUGGAGUUACCGGGCAGUUCAAACAAAAGUAUUUUCUGGAAACAGCAAGGAGCAACAAGAAGAAGCACAAGGAACUCUUCCUCCUUCCCCAGUGGUACAGAAGCCCAUUAAACACCUCCCUCCUGAUGGAGACAGUUCACCAAGCAAUGAUGGGCAGUCUAGCGUCUUUUCUGAGUCCCAAGAGAGACAGCACCCGUACUUCCUGACACCCAGAGUCCCUUUGUCUGUGUUUCUUUGCCCUACACAAGUCACAUGUACCUCUCCGCAGGAAGAUGAUACUGCUCAGAUAGAGAAAGAGUUCCCCAAAGGCGAUUACACCUGCUGCGACUUGGUUGUAAAACUAAAGGAAUGCAAGAAGCACGAGAACCUCCUUGCCACUCCUGAGCCCUCACCAGCAAUACCCUCUCCAACAGCCGCAGAGGAACCAAGGAGCUCUGACCCGUUAGAAGGGAGUUCUGAGCCUCGGCACCUGCUGGCAAGCUCCAUGACCUUGCAGGAAGCGCUGGAAGUCCGUAGACCUCAGUUCAUUUCUCGCUCACAAGAACGGCUGCAAAAACUUAAGCACAUGGUACAGCAAAGAAAAGCGCAACAAAAGGAAAACCUGGGGCAGAAGCAGAGCCUACUUCCUGUCCGUGCCCACAAGAAGCAGUUCACCGUCCCCCAUCCUCUUAGUGAUAACUUGUUCAAACCCAAAGAAAGGUGCAUUUCAGAGAAGGAGAUGCAUAUGCGGUCUAAAAGAAUCUAUAAUAACUUGCCGGAAGUUAAAAAGAAAAGAGAAGAGCAAAAGAAAAGAGUGAUCUUACAGAGUAACAGACUCCGAGCAGAAGUCUUCAAAAAGCAAUUACUGGACCAGCUCCUUCAGAGAAAUGCCGUCUGAUCCCAGGUGGCCCGGCUAGCCACAGCCUAGAUCUGGGAAGACGAAGACGUCCGACGUUGGAUGAGCCAUUAAACUUAACACUGUCUUCACAUGUGAAAGAUACUUUUAUUUUACUUUUUUUUUUCUUUCUGAAAGACCCAAGGAAACAAAAGCAACAGUCCUGGAGUCAAUAGAUCAGCAGUCCAUUGCUGGAACUUCUAUUACUCGGAACCUGCUAGACAUACCAUCCCACCCCCUUUUUAAUUAUCAUUAUUAUUAUUAUUAUUAUUUUGACUUGUGAAUUUUACCAUUGCUUCUGAAGUUUCCAGUAUACCAUUUCCACCCAAGCAGGGAAGCUUUAUAUAUUCAAGUAUGCUUAGAUGUUGGUUUUUUUUUUUUUUUUUUUGGAGGGGGGUUGCAGUGCUUUUUUUUUUAUUAAGUUUUUGAGAAGGAAAAAUCUACCAUAUUUUAAUUCCUAAUCUCAAUGGCUGCCAAUUCUGAAAUCCAAAGUGUAGGUCAAAGUCUGCUUAUCAUACACACCUUGGAGCACCAGAGGCUGACUUUGAAAUGGACAGGCGAAGAGGCAGCGCCCAGGCAAGCCCCAGAAACCUCUGCCUCUCUUCCACCCCACCCCACAGUGCCUGCUUUUGUCAGCCAAAGACCUUGUUCCAGUGGGAGCCUGAGAAUGACUGGGUGAGGACAUCAGUGGCUUCAGCACACACACACAUGCACGCACGCAUGCACGCACACGCACACUGGAAGUUAUCUUGAUCAAAUGGCCUAGUAAUAC
This is a messenger RNA of Chionomys nivalis (European snow vole), 2743 nucleotides long. It is a transcript of the gene C8H10orf90, whose product is annotated as chromosome 8 C10orf90 homolog. The transcript is spliced from 9 exons. NCBI's taxonomy places the organism in Eukaryota, Metazoa, Chordata, Mammalia, Rodentia, Cricetidae. The coding region runs from base 4 to 1974 and encodes 656 amino acids. The record is from RefSeq and is a predicted model, not a curated record. Gene Ontology annotation, biological process: regulation of centriole replication. Gene Ontology annotation, cellular component: centrosome; centriole; cytosol.